UUAUCUGCUCUGCCUCCUACAGGUGGCUCACCACUUCAAUCGAAUGUAUCGCCAACAUUGUCUCUGAUCUCAGCUCGGACAACGGCGAUUCAACGGCAGCUGUAGGAGGAUUACUCCUGUUGUUGUUCAUACGAUCGCUCUCCGGGUUGGGAACACACCCAUUGAGGAAAGCGCAGGGCGUCAUGAAGGCGAUUAUCCCCCUCCUAUCAUGCUACCUGUCGACCUUGUCGUGUGCUCUCGGUCAGAGUGAAAUCUAUAAUAAUCCUCGUGGGAAAGCGGAACAUGAUCCGGAUUUCUGGCGGUCAAACAGCAUCGAGGAGCUGACACAACGUCUCCAGUUGAAAAUGAAUACAAACCAAGCGAAAAAUAUAAUUUUUUUCCUCGGUGAUGGUAUGGGCGUUUCCACGGUUACCGCUGGUAGGAUUUACAAAGGCCAAAAGAAACGGAACAGCGGUGAGGAGAGUGUCUUGGCCAUAGACACUUUCCCCUUUACAUCGUUAGCCAAGACUUACAGUGCCAACACGCAAACAACAGACUCUGCAGCCUCGUCUACGGCCUAUUUAUGCGGAGUGAAGACGAAUAAUCACGGGAUAGGCGUCACCGCCAACGUGAAGAGCAGCGAUUGCGAUGGAGCUUCCGACAGGAACAACCAGGUUGACAGUAUAUUGGCAUGGGCUCAGAAAGAGGGCAAAUGGACAGGGAUCGUCACCAAUGAUGAAAUAGUAGGAGCUUCGCCGGCGGGCGGCUACGCUCAUGUGAGCAAGCGAAGUUUCUACAAUUCGGUCUCGAAGGGUUGCAAAACCAAAGAUAUAGCUCGACAACUGGUCGAAGACAAACCAGGCUCGAAACUCCGGGUAAUAAUGGGCGGGGGCAGAAAACAUUUCCUCCCGAACGAAAUCGCGCCACAGGAUGAGUGGAGAACAAAAUCCAGCAGUAAGGCCGUUCGCGGUCCUGGUGAUCGGACUGACGGUAGAAAUCUCGUCGAAGACUGGUUAGAUAAACACAGCAAAAAUAAUCGGACAGCGUCCUACAUUUGGAACAAGUCGCAGCUGUAUCGUCUCCACGAAGGCGAUUAUCCAGGAGAUUAUUUUUUCGGACUUUUCGCGGAGGGAAAAUUGAAAUUUUCCAUGGAAAAUAUCUUCGACAGACAGGACAAGCAUAAGAAUUCCGUCGAAGAUGAACAGCCAACACUCGAGGAAAUGACCAUCGCCGCCAUCAACAUUUUACAGAAAUCACCUUCAGGAUACAUUCUCUUCGUUGAGUGUCACAAUAUCGACACAGCGCAUCAUGGAAAUCUGGCCGGAUAUGCCCUUGAGGAACUGUAUCAACUCGACAAGGCUAUUCUUGCGGCUCAUAAAAUGACUUCGCUGGAUGACACUCUGACCAUUGUCACGGCUGACCACUCGCAUGCAUUCACUCUGAACGGGUACUCAGCGCGUGGCACUGACAUUUUAGGUGCUUCAAACUCGCUACCGUAUAGUAUCCUCUCUUACGCCGCCGGACCGGGAGCCUCUGCUGAGGAAGAAACCGACUCGAGACACCGCUCUUUGUACACACACAAGGCUAUGGUGUACCUCAGAAGUGGCGUACACGGCGGAGAAGAUGUCGCCGUUUACGCUAAGGGACCCUGGGCUCAUCUUUUCACUGGAUCUCAUGAGAACACCUAUAUUCCGAUUGCUCUGGCUUAUGCCGCCUGUAUAAAUCAUAAGGGACCCCACUGCAACACCAAGAAACCCUCGAGCCGAUUGGUUGUUCUAGAAACUAGCGUAGACAACAGAAAUCAGACGUUGAUCGAUCAUAUCAACGGACGAACCAUCGCUCCAGACGUUUUGAAGCCUUCGCGAAGGGUAGUCCGUAAAGUUUUGCGGAGGUCGAACCCAUUCGAGCCGAGUUCGCCAAGUGGGAGGGAUCACGAGUCAUAGAAUCUAUGAUGGAUGCUGACACCGAUGUGCCUAUCAGACCACCAUGGGACCUCUGUGAGAGGACUACCCAGUAUUUAUUUUCCUGAGCUGUAGGAUGAACUCAAUCAAUCGUUUAGCCUCGUGGAUCAGCUGGUGAGAAGGCAAAGGAUUUGGCUGCCUAGUUUUCGUGAUAAAUUUCAAUGAUUCAAGAGGGAUCUGGGAUCUAAUAAGGUCUUAAUUGGAACUCUCGCUUUAGUUCUAUCAAUGUCGUGUACCAGAUGAGAUUCGGAAUCUUUCUCGUACGUACCCGCGAGAAGGCAAAAACCCACCACAUGGUGGGACUCACGCUUGUCUUCUCAUUGUUUUUG
Galendromus occidentalis (western predatory mite) is the source of this 2269-nucleotide messenger RNA. RefSeq names its product alkaline phosphatase. Gene Ontology annotation, molecular function: alkaline phosphatase activity. Bases 183 to 1922 code for a protein of 579 amino acids. Gene Ontology annotation, biological process: dephosphorylation. The transcript is spliced from 11 exons. Lineage: Eukaryota; Metazoa; Arthropoda; Arachnida; Mesostigmata; Phytoseiidae. The record is from RefSeq and is a predicted model, not a curated record.